UGGGUCAAGUUCUACCAGGAAGGACAUUUGAUAUCCUACAAGUACCCAGGCAAGGAACAGGACAGGGCUGAGUUCUCCUUGGUUGACAUAAAGCAGGAAGCUGCAGUGAGGUAUUGGUGCCAGUAUGAACUACUGUAUACAGCAAGAACCUCAGAAACGAGUGAACCUGUGGAGCUGGUGGUGACAGAUCACAGAUUUUCCCCACCUGAAAUUUCCCUGAGCCCUGAGAAAUAUGUGGAGACGGGGACCAACAUCACCAUCCGAUGCUGGAACCAAGAUUACCAGGGCAUCUUCUUGCUGCACAAGGAUGGGUGCUCAGCCCCUAUCCAGCACCAGGACCCUGAUGGUGGGGGCACAGCCACCUUCACACUCUUUGGGGUGACCCCAGCUGACAACGGUUCCUAUAGGUGCUCCUAUCGCGCCAAAGCCUACCCCUUGGUGUCCUCACCCCUUGGGGACAGAGUGAUGCUGGUGGUGAGACCCACACAUGCACCCCUAGACCCCACAGGUGCCAGUGGAGGGUCUCUUGCAAACCCGGUGGUGGUGGUGUUGGGAGUCUGCACUGCUGCUCUCAGCUUCAUUCUCGUCCUUGUCGUCUUCCUUCUUGCUGCACGUGGAUGCUGGAUACGGAGAGAUGAGAGCUCUGAUGCAGGUGUUCCCCCCAGACAGCCUGAGACUGUGCAGUUCCAGGUGCCCCCUGGGGACAGCGAGGGUCUGACCUACGCCGAGCUGCACGCUGUGAAUGCCGGCCCCUGGCUCUCUGGACUCCCCGCUGCCCCCAGCCCGCUGUGAUCUAUGCUGAGGUGGGCACUGCGGGACCCCACUGAUGUCCCCCAUCUGUGUGCAGGAACACGUGGAAGUUGUGUGCACACCUCCUUCAAGCACGCGCAGUGCAGGGGAUCCUGCCAACACCGCCACGUGAGUGUCACGUCCCAUCCUUGAAAUGAGGAGGCACACGCGGCAGACAAAUGGGCAGAAGCAUCCAGAAGCCCAGGGCAGCGCUCCGAGAUGAGAACCAGUGCCAGCGCAGGGAAGGAAGCAGCCCUGAGAGCAAGGGAUGGCAGCGAGUGAAGGAAGAGCUGAGCACUGUGAGCAGCAGCUCUGAGGCUGCUGUCCCGCUGAGAGCAGUUGUGUUGGAACACGCUCUGCUCACAUCUGUUGGGAUCUCCACCCUUUGCACCCCAUGUUGGGCCCCCACCACAAGGACUGCAGUGCUGGCACCCAGCAGCAGCUCAGCACCACACAGCUUGGAUUCUCACUUCCCCCUCUCAGUGGAGUUGAAGAUAAAAAGGCAGAACUUUCAGAUUGAGAUAAAAUCUUCUUACUAAGACUGAAGAGAGAAAUAACAGUAUCGAUAACACAGAGGCUGCGGGCAUCGAGGAUGAAGUAGAGGCCGAGAGCGAAGACAAGGGCAGCAGCGCAUCCCCUCACCACCGCCACCACAAAGU
Numida meleagris (helmeted guineafowl) is the source of this 1448-nucleotide messenger RNA. Its product is annotated as leukocyte immunoglobulin-like receptor subfamily B member 3. The record is from RefSeq and is a predicted model, not a curated record. NCBI's taxonomy places the organism in Eukaryota, Metazoa, Chordata, Aves, Galliformes, Numididae. The transcript is spliced from 7 exons. The annotation marks the transcript as partial.